Molecule: messenger RNA, 2531 nt
Organism: Owenia fusiformis
Lineage: Eukaryota; Metazoa; Annelida; Polychaeta; Sabellida; Oweniidae
Source: the annotation of a GenBank genome assembly
GUAAAACUCAAAAAGGUUUCGAUAAGUCGUUCUUUUAAUUUUUGACACUUGCAGUACACGAGAGAAUCAAAACAGGUGAUCUGAACACUUAACAACCAAGAUAACAUGAUAUCAACAGACACAACUACCAAAUUAGCCCACAAUGCGAUGCCAAUUAGAUACCAACUUACUAGGAGACCUGAGGCGAACCAAAACACAGUUAUUCAAAACAAGAAGGUCGGAGACAGUCAAACCAAUCUAGAACGCUCCACGGUUGACACAUGGAGAAUAGAAAAAGACCUUGAAGGUAUUACUUCUACUAUUUCUACAAGCGGGGCUGAUAGUUCCAGCAGAAAUAAACACGUAACAUUUGCUGAUGCGGGUUUUGAUCAAUCCAGUGAUAGCGUAGACAACAAUAAAACGGCAUUAGCGACAACGUUUCCGUUUAGACAAUCAAGUUACGUGCAGCAUUUAAAGUCUAAGAGUUUCGUGAACGAUAGUAGGUCUGGAAUGCACAGGGUCCCAACAACCCACAGUCGACCUUCCAAUAAUAAAAGCGCACCUAGGAAGGCAUCGGGAUCUAUUCCAAGAGAUAAAUAUACUGACAACUUUGCUCUAGAUCCCAUGAUUGAUGUUACGGACUCAGAAAUGGCAACCCCUUGCGAUUUAGAAGGUCAAACGGACAAAGACGAUAUUGUAUUGUCGUAUAGGAAACUCACGCGGAGUUUGAAUGAUCUUCAAAAACCAUUGAUGAUACCUGGGAUAUUGCCGGUGAUUCCCCCCAGAAAGUCAUCUGGGAAAUCGAACAUUUCAAACCCAGAAGCGGAAUACUUAAGAAGUCGCUCGCCACAUAUAGGAAUUCCUGCAUUGAAGUAUUCUAACAGGCCAAAUAGCGUGGUGAGCGUCGUCAGUUCCGAUGACCUCGAUCGGGCAGUGAAUGAUGUUAUGCUCGGGAAAACUCGUCUCACAACCCCGAGUGUAUCGUCAAACUUCAGAGAACACAGGUCAAGGUCACAACCAACUCCAGAGCCUAAUUUUAUUGAGGUCGACGAUAACGAAAUAACAGUGUACCAAAUGAAGAUAAUGACUCACUUGGCGAAUCAAUAUCGGUACAGGUAUGUCCCUAGGAUACCAAAAGAAAAGAGAAGUCCAUCCAGUGCCCCUGUAUUGAAACCUCCACGUCAACUGCCCAAACAAUACCUCAGUGAAAAGGAUGCCCCGAAAGAUGGAAAUACAUGUACGUUCUCGCCAACUGAUGUUCAUAAAAUAAUAUUGGAAAGAAUCAAAACUCUACACAAGCCAAGAGUAAUUCAAAAAGACACUCCAAAGAAACACAAAGGAAAGUUAAUUCUCGGUAGUCCAAAGAAAUAUGUUAUAUCCGAAAGACACAAGCAAAGUGAGCUUCGGCAAGUGACCAGGAGUAGUUCUGCUAGCAAUGAAUAUUUUAAAAUCAAUUCUCCGCUUAAACAGCCUAGAUACAUGUAUACUUUAUAAUGGCCAAAGUAAUUGUUUGGGUCAGUGAUGCUCCAGUCACUUCUGUUGCGGCGGCUAAGCGGUCCAUAACAUCUGUAACAUCUACGGCCACAAGUAAUCAUAGAGCUCCUGGGAUUCCCAUCGUCACAUACUAUAUGCAAUGAUAUAUGGCAACUUGUCAAGGUAGCUUACAUGACGUAUUUUGAACUUGUGGAGACAGAAAACUUUCGGUCAUCGCACGUCCUUUGUGGAGAUCAUGAUGACGAACAGUCGCCUUCUCGCGAAUAGGUCCAUGGAAUUUUUUUGAAAGAGGGGUCUGCGAAAUAAACGCCCAUUGGCUUGGAAAAGCAAAUUUCCCUCCUAAUAAACGCCAAACUCCUUGGAAAAACAAUUGUUCCCUCUUUAUAAAGACUCGUGGGCGUUCAUUUCGAGGACUUUCAAAUAAAUGCCCAUGCAAGAUAAACGCCCAGUGGGCCUAUUCGCGAGACACUAUAUACGGUAGGGCGCGCAUCUCUCUCUAUAUAGGACAAAUUGAUAAGUGAGUGCUGAUCAUAUUGUUUACAUUUGUGAGAGGCGAUUACGGAUGGUAUUUGAUAAAUAUGUCUAGUCCACCUAUAUCGUGUUUUGUCAUUUGUGGGAAUUUUUUUAUUUUGUUUUUGGGUCUACGCAUUUUUUGUUCUUUUGGGUGUUUGGUCCUCGCAUAUCUUGUCUGUUAAUAAAGUUGUCCCAAUGUGGCCAAAUAAAAAACAGUUAGUGGUGAUUUUGCAUUUCAAAAAUAUUUAUUUUAUUUAUUAUCGACAUUCCCAAGUUUUACAAAUUCCCAAAUUCUUUGAUCAACAAUGUACCAAAUAAAUGGCAAGAAACCAACAAUUGCUAAUAUCAAAUUGACAACGAAUGCAGCUAAAGGAUAAACAUGUACAGUCAAAGAGUGUGUAUAGAACAUUGCUGUUGCACCCAGUAAUUUGAAUAUAUGUUCUGUAAAAUUCUCAAUUAACAAAAUUUUUCCUAACUUCAUCAGAAUCUACUCUGUGAACAAUUAAACUUUUUAGUACGGCCUUGCAGCUCAUUGCCAUACCAAG